AUGCGCCGGCGCAAGUAUUUGCUCCAUUGCGCGUUUCAUUCGGCCACUCUAAUCGGCGAGACCGAUGGUCCAGUCGAGUUCGAGGUUAGCAUUGGUAACUAUGGCAAUAAGCUGGACGGGUCAGUAAAGCCCUCUUCAUCAACAACCCAGCCGACGAAUGCUGUAUACGAUGGCACAUACUAUCACUUUCUGCCGUGGAGUGAGUCGAAGCCAUGCACUGUUGUGGAAUCGCACUGGGAAGACAUCUCUUAUCGUCUGGGCGCGGUCAACAUGCUGUUGAAGAUGGCAGACAGGCUGGUACGUAGAAAAGUCUGA
Messenger RNA from Protopolystoma xenopodis, 315 nucleotides. Lineage: Eukaryota; Metazoa; Platyhelminthes; Monogenea; Polystomatidea; Polystomatidae. The record is from the annotation of a GenBank genome assembly.